Molecule: messenger RNA, 10393 nt
Organism: Austrofundulus limnaeus
Lineage: Eukaryota; Metazoa; Chordata; Actinopteri; Cyprinodontiformes; Rivulidae
Gene: col12a1a
Product: collagen, type XII, alpha 1a
Exons: 66
Coding region: 324-9671 (3115 amino acids)
Biological process (GO): endodermal cell differentiation
Molecular function (GO): protein binding
Source: RefSeq, a predicted model, not a curated record
GGGGACAUGUAUCAAGUGAGAGGCAGAACUUUCUCAAGAAGCUGAUCUGAUGGUAAAAUGAGAGCUUUGGAACUGCCCCCCUUGUUAAGUAGCUGAUGGUUGAGGAACUCUUCCCACUUGGAAAGAGGCUUUUCCUUCUUGGACAUCUGCUGGUGGAGCCUCCAGAAGCCUGACAGAGGAGACAGGGGUCCAUCAGAACCUCCUGGCAUUUCUCUGCUGUCUCACAGGGAGGGCUGCUCUCACUUUUGGUCCUUUCACCUUUUUGUUUCCUGAGGACUUUUAACAGGUUGAUUGAUGCGCUGCUGAUCCUUCAGGGGUGAAACAUGAAGAUCAGGCUGUCGUUGACCACGGCCRCCCUCCUCGCAGCCCUGCUGGCCUCUAUAGAAGCUCAAGUGGAACCGCCCUCAGAUUUGAAAUUUAAAAUUCUAAAUGAGAACACAGUGGAAAUGUCAUGGAUAAGACCCUCGGUAGCGAUAGAGGGCUUCAGAAUACAAGUCGUAACAGAUGCAGAUGAACCAGCCAGAGAUUUUACACUCAGUGCAGAAACAACAACAACCUCCAUCACCAACCUGACUCCUGACUUGGACUACACRGUGACAAUAAACUCCUUCUAUGGUUCAGAGGAGAGCAUCCCCAUCUAUGGACAACUGACAAUCCAGUCGAGUAACACCAGUGGACGAGUCAGGAGGCCGCAGUCAGAUGCAAUCAAAUGUUCCGUUAGUGCCAUAGCAGAUCUGGUUUUUCUGGUGGACGGCUCUUGGAGUGUGGGCAGAGAAAACUUCAGACACAUCCGCAGUUUCAUUAGYGCCCUAGCAGGGGCCUUUGACAUCGGAGUAGACAAGACUCGAGUGGCUGUGGUUCAGUACAGCACUGACACCCGCACAGAGUUCCCCCUCACCCGUUACAUCAGAAGAGGAGACCUGCUCCAAGCUAUAAACUCACUGCCGUACAAAGGAGGGAAUACAAUGACUGGUGAUGCCAUAGAUUAUUUGAUAAAAAACAUCUUUACUGAGGCUGCUGGGUCAAGAAAAGGUUUUCCAAAGGUUGCCAUGAUCAUCACUGAUGGAAAAUCUCAGGACUCAGUGCAGGAGCAUGCUGAGAGACUUAGGAACAUUGGAGUGGAAAUAUUUGUCCUAGGUAUCAAAGGAGCAGAUGAGGAUGAGCUCAAGGAAAUUGCGUCUACACCUCAUGGCAAACAUGUGUACAAUGUCCCCAACUUUGAUCUGAUCCAAGAGGUUCAGAAAAAGAUCAUCAUUGAAGUUUGCUCCGGUGUUGAUGAGCAGCUUAGCUCCCUGGCCAGUGGGGAAGAACUGGUAGAGCCAGCCACUAACUUGCAAGUCACAGAAAUUGCAUCAAAGUCAAUGAGGGUGACUUGGGAUCCUUCCCCCGGUGAAAUCACAGGCUAUAAACUCACCCUUAGUCCCAUGGUACCUGGAAUGAAGCGCCAAGAGCUUUACAUAGGACCCACACAGACAUCCAUCAAUGUCCGUGACCUUUCCCCUGAGACUGAGUACGAGAUCAGCUUGUUUGCCCUCAAAGGUUUGACACCAAGUGAACCCAUCCUGGAUCUGGCAAAGACUCAGCCGGUCAAAGUAUUAACAGAGUGCUCCCUUGGAGUGGACGUGCAGGCUGAUGUGGUCCUACUGGUCGACGGCUCGUACAGUAUUGGAUUAAACAACUUUGCUAAAGUCCGUGCCUUCCUCGAGGUUCUGGUCAACUCCUUUGACAUUGGACCCAACAAAAUYCAAAUUAGCUUGGUACAGUACAGUCGUGACCCACACACUGAGUUCGCCCUCAACACCCACCAUGACAUCAACGCAGUCGUCAGAGCUGUGAAAACCUUCCCCUAUCGAGGCGGUUCCACCAACACUGGCAAGGCCAUGACCUACGUCAGGGAGCGGAUCUUUGUCAACUCCCGAGGAGCCAGAGACAACGUCCCUCGUGUCAUGGUCCUGAUCACUGACGGAAAGUCUUCAGACACUUUUAAGGAUGCUGCCACUAAGUUGAGGAAUAUCGAUGUGGAGAUUUUUGCCGUUGGUGUGAAGGAUGCCGUGAGGUCGGAGUUGGAAUCCAUUGCCAACCCACCGGCAGACACUCACGUCUAUGAGGUGGAGGACUUCGAUGCCUUCCAGAGGAUCUCCAAGGAGCUGACUCAGUCCAUCUGUCUGAGGAUUGAACAGGAGCUWCUAAAGAUCAAAAAGAGAAAUCUGCUUCCUCCCACUGACUUGCGGUUCUCAGAGAUCACCAGCCGAAGCUUCCGUGCCACCUGGACACCUCCUGCUGCUGCGGUUUUGUCUUACUUACUGCGAUUCCGUAAGGCCGAAGAUGUCACUGGAGACUAUAUUUCCAUGAUAGUGCCUGGCAAUACCCCCACAGCCAUUCUUCCCAAUCUGUUCCCCGUCACCACCUACGAAGUCAACGUCUUUUCUCAGUAUGAAAAAGGAGACAGUUUCUCUUUGACCGGUGAAGAAACCACKCUUGAAGAGAAAGGCACUGUACGGAAUCUACGAGUCACAGAAGAGACGACAAACAGUUUUAGGGUGUCAUGGCAGGCUGCUCCAGGUUCUGUGAUCAGAUAUCGCCUGUCUUAUGUUCCACUCAGUGGUACAGGAGAAAUACUGGAGGCUCAAACCAUUGGACCAGAAACCACCAUAGUUCUCCAAGAGCUGUUCCCAAUCACCACCUACCGCGUGUCGGUGUCUGCUGAGUAUGAUACUGGCAUCGGAGAUGAGAUGCAGGUGGAUGGUACCACCAAGGAAGUCCGUGGGACUCCUCGUGACCUUCGAGUGUUUGAUGAAACAAUAUCUACAAUGAAACUGGCGUGGCAGGCUGCUCCAGGAAACGUUCUCCAGUACCGCAUUGCCUAUAAGCCUGCAGAGGGAGGUGAUAGGAAGGAGAUAACCGUCAAAGGAGAUACAACCCAGGCUGUGCUGAAGAACCUCCAACCAGCCACAGAAUAUGAACUAUUUGUUUCUGCACGCUAUUCAAGUGGCCAGGGGGAUCCUCUCCUGGGUACAGGAACCACUUUAGAAGAGCUCGGCUCCCCCAGAGACCUGGUGACCAGUGAUGUCACCGAAAGCAGUUUCGGAGUGUCCUGGACUGCGGCUCCGGGUAACGUUCGCCAGUACCGGAUCACCUGGAAGUCUAUGUUCAGUGAUGAGGCUGGAGAAAAGACAAUACAAGGGGACACCACGGCCACUGUUCUGGAUGGUCUCACCCCUGAGACCCUUUAUCAAGUGUCUGUGUUUGCUAUCUAUGGCCAUGGAGAGGGCCAACCAUUGACUGGAGAGGAAACCACAGAUAUCUCAGCUGCUGGAAGAGCCAUCRUUGUCUCAGAAGAGACAGAGAAAAGCAUGAAGGUGGAUUGGCAACCAGCCCCCGGAAACGUACUCAACUACCGCGUUACUUACAAACCGCAGUCAGGAGGACGRCAGCUGGCGGCCAAAGUACCCGGCGGGACCACCUUCACCGUGCUGAGACGCCUUACUCCACUCACUACCUACGACAUCUCAGUUGUGCCAGUUUACCGUUCCGGAGAAGGCAAAGCAAGGCAAGGGGAAGGAACAACAYUGUCGCCUUUCAAAGGUCCAAGAAACCUUCAGACUUCAGAACCAACAAAGACUAGUUUCAGAGUAACCUGGGAUCCAGCCCCCGGUGAUGUCAAAGGGUACAAAGUCAAGUUCCACCCUGCUGAGGAUGACAUCGACCUGAGAGAACUUCUGAUCAGUCCGUAUGACAACACUGUGGUGCUCGAGGAGCUCAGAGCCGGCACCAAAUACACAGUGAGUGUGUUUGGUAUGUUUGAUGGAGGAGAGAGUAUGCCGCUGGCUGGAGAGGAAAACACCACUUAUUCUGAUGAUCCCGAUGGUCCAUAUUUCCCAGCGUCAAAUGUUGUGUGUAGGACCAAUGCACAGGCUGACAUUGUGCUGCUGGUGGACGGCUCCUGGAGUAUCGGGCGUCUUAACUUCAAGACUAUCCGGGCCUUCAUUGGCCGCAUGCUGGGAGUCUUUGAGAUCGGACCAGAUCGAGUCCAGAUUGGUCUUGCACAGUACAGCGGAGACCCAAAGACUGAAUGGCACCUGAAUGCUCAUCCAACUCGCGAGUCGCUCCUGCAAGCUGUGACCAACCUGCCCUACAAAGGAGGAAACACAAUGACAGGUAUGGCUUUGAGCUACAUCCUUCGAAACAACUUCAAAGAGAGUGUGGGGAUGCGCCCCAGCGCCCGUAAGAUCGCCGUCCUGAUUACCGAUGGUAAAUCCCAGGACGAGGUCGUCCUCUCUUCUCAGAGCCUGCGGGACCAGGGCAUUGAGAUCUACGCCAUCGGUGUGAAGAACGCAGAUGAGAACGAGUUGAGGUCCAUCGCCACGGAUCCGGAUGACAUCCACAUGUUCAACGUGGCUGAUUUCUCCUUCCUGUUGGAAAUUGUGGACAAUCUCAGUGACAACAUCUGUAACAGUGUCAAGGGCCCAGGAGGAGCUCCGGAUUCCCCCACUGAUCUGGUGACAUCAGAGGUGACUCAUCACACCUUCAGAGCCACUUGGACUGGUCCUGAAGGCCCCGUGGAAAAGUACCGUGUGGAGUACAUGACUGUUUCUGGAGAGACAAAGGAGGUCUUUGUGGAUGGAACUACAACCACCGUGGUCCUGCAGGGCCUCGACCCAYUGACAAAGUACCUGGUCAACGUCUACUCAGUUGUCGGUGAGGAGAGCAGCGAGCCUCUGAAAGGRACCGAGACCACACUGCCUCUGAGUGCUGUGAGGAGGAUGAAUAUUUACGAUGAACAGAUGACCACCAUGCGAGUGAGGUGGGAAGCGGCACAGGGCGCCACGGGUUACAUGCUGCUGUACAGCGCCAUCAACGCCACCCAGCCCACCACGGAGCAGGAGGUGAGAGUGGGAGGAGCUACAACUGACGUCCAGCUGCAGAAGYUGCUCCCCAACACAGCCUACUCACUUUCUCUCUUUGCCCUCUACGGCGAAUCAGCCAGCGAGCCACUGACCAAGCAGGGAGUCACCUUGCCCAUGCCACCAGCGGGGGAGCUGAGGGUCCGCGAUGUCACCCACAGCACCAUGGUGCUCAACUGGGAYGCUGCCCCCGGUCCUGUUCGUAAUUACAUCAUCACCUACCAACCCGAGGAGGGAGAGGCGAAAGAGCUGGAAGUGGAUGGAAGCGUAACUGAGAAACAACUGGACAACCUGAUCUCACAAACUGAGUACGCUUUGGCUGUUACUCCAGUCUAUGAUGAGGGACCCGGACAGCCAAUGUUGGGGACUGCAAUCACCGAUGUGGUUCCAGCGCCAAAGAACCUGCGGUUCUCAGAAAUCACUCAGACCAGCUUCAGAGCCACCUGGGAUCACGGGGCCCCUGAUGUGGCUCUGUACCGCAUUGGAUGGACCAAGAAAGGAGAAAACAACUUACAGUUUGCCAUCCUGAACCAUGAUGACACGAGCCACGUUUUGGAGGAAUUGGACCCAGACACGCCUUACGACGUACAUGUUACUGCAAUCUACCCAGAUGAGUCAGAGAGCGAGGAUCUGAUGGGCACAGAGAGGACAUUGCCCAGGGAUGCUGGUAGACCAAGUGAGCAAGUACCAAAUGCUCCUCCCACCAACUUGGUUGUGUAUAAUGAAACCACCACCACUCUGAAUGCCAGAUGGACUCCACCUACGGGACGGGUCCAGACCUACAGGGUCAACUACGUCCCCACAGCUGGAGGCCGGAUGCAGAGUACCCAGGUUGGUGGAAAAAAGACCUCUGUUCUGCUUCCUAAGCUGACCCCUGAUACUGAGUAUGCAAUCAGUGUGAGUGCAAUUUAUGCCAAUGGACCAAGUGGAGAUCUGAAUGGGCUUGGAAAGACCAAGCCUUUGGGUGGUGUUAGAAACUUGAGGGUGACAGAUCCGACCACCAGCACCUUGAAUGUCCAGUGGGAGCCUGCUGAAGGCCCCGUGCGUCAGUAUAGGAUCUUCUAUGUCCCUACAGCUGGAGGACGAGAAGAAAUGGCUCAGGUACCAGGAGGCACCUUAAACACAGUGCUGAAGAACCUGCAGUCUGACACAUUGUACACGGUGUCUGUGGUUCCAGUUUAUUCCACUGGAGAUGGACAGCGCAUGUCUGAGAAUGGAAAAACAUUGCCGCGAAGCCCCGUCAGAAAUAUUGAGGUCUUCAACCCCACCAUCACCACUCUGAAUGUUCGCUGGGAGCCAGCUACAGGGCCAGUCCAACAGUACCGGGUGGUCUACGCUCCUCUGACCGGAACCAGACCCUCUCAGUCGAUUCUGGUACCAGGCACCACCACCACCGCUCGGCUGACCGAUCUGCUCGCAGACACUGACUACAAUGUUGGAGUUAUUCCCCUGUACAGCGAUGGGGAAGGACCYGCCGCAAGUGAUGAUGGGAAGACACUGCCACGCAGCGGUCCGAGGAACAUGCGGGUGUACGACCCCACUACCACCACUCUCUCCGUUAGCUGGGAGCCUGCAGACGGUCCAGUCAGUCAGUAUCGCGUCAGUUGGGUCCCGAAGACAGGACAACAGGAUGAAAACUACAUGAUGGUGACAUCAAGCACAAACAAUUUGAUCCUGCAAAACCUGGACCCAGAAACAGAUUAUAAUGUCAGAGUGACUGCAAUGUAUCCUGACGGGAUCGGAGGAGAGAUGGACAGAGAUGGACGCACACUGGGAAUGCUUGGUCCCAGAAACUUGCGUGUUUCUGAUGAGUGGUACACCCGUUUCAAGGUGGCCUGGGACCCUGCUCCCUCCAGGGUUGAUGGAUACAAGCUUAUCUACCAGCCCGAGGGUACUGAUGAGUCCAUGGAGAUCUUUGUUGGAGAUGUGACCUCACACCAGCUGAAUAACCUGRAUCCUGGAACGACCUAUGACCUGAAGGUGCUGGCCCAGUACAACACAGGCGUCAGCGCCCCUCUGGUUGGUCAAGGAACCACACUGUACCUAAAUGUGACAGACUUGACCACCUACAACGUWGGCUUUGACUCUUUCUGCCUCCGAUGGGCUCCUCACCGUGCAGCCACCUCCUACAGACUCAAAGUCAACCCAUUCGACAUUUCAAAGAGAGGAGCUCAGGAAGUCACUGUGAGAGGCUCAGAGAGUACUUAUUGCUUUGAUGGCUUGAGUCCCGACACUCUUUACAAUGCCACCGUGUACACCCAAACCCCCAACAUGGAGGGGCCUGGAGUCAGCGUCAAGGAGAGAACAUUGAUGCAACCUACCAUGGAGCCAACUGAGCCUCCCCCACCUCCUCCUCCAGCUUCAGUCCCACCUGCUUUAGAUAUUUGUAAAGGUGCCAAGGCAGACCUCGUCUUCCUCAUUGAUGGCUCCUGGAGUAUCGGAGAUGACAGCUUCAACAAAGUCAUCCAGUUUGUUACAAGCAUGACUUCAGCGUUCGACGUCAUCAGCCCCAGUGGCAUGCAGGUUGCAUUUGUGCAGUUCAGCGACGACGCUAAGACUGAGUUCAAACUGAACACUUACCACGACAAGGGCGUCGCCCUGUCAGCUGUGAAAUCAGUCCGCUACAGAGGAGGCAACACCAAGACCGGUGUUGCUCUGAAACACGUCUAUGAAAAGGUGUUCACGUCAGACAGCGGCAUGAGGAGAAAYGUCCCCAAAGUCUUGGUUGUUGUCACAGAUGGACGGUCCCAAGACGACGUCAAGAAGAGUGCAGAGAAACUGCAACACUCUGGCUACAGUGUGUUUGUGGUCGGAGUGGCUGAUGUUGACAUGAGGGAGCUGACAGUUAUUGGCAGCAAGCCCAGUGAGAGGCACGUGUUUGUUGUGGACGACUACGACGCUUUUGACAAAAUCCAGGACAACCUGAUCACUUUCAUCUGUGAAACGGCCACAUCCACUUGUCCUUUAAUCUACAUGAAUGGAUUCACCACACCUGGUUUCAGAAUGCUGGAUGCUUUCAACAUCACAGACCGGACAUUCGCUGGCAUGAAUGGCGUGUCUAUGGAGCCUGGUUCCUUUAACAGCUUCAUUGCCUACAGACUGCACAAAGAUUCCUUCCUGAACCAGCCAACCAAGGAGAUCCAUCCAGAUGGUCUUCCCCCAUCUUACACCAUCAUCCUGCUCUUCCGCCUCCUCCCUGACACACCGUCUGAACCUUUUGACCUCUGGCAGAUUGCUGACAAAAACAACAACCCUGAGGUCGGGGUCACCAUGAACCCUUCCAGCCAGACUGUCACUUUCUACAACAAGGACACCCGAGGAGAGAUUCAGAAAGCUGUGUUUAAUGAAGCCCAAGCAAAGCGAGUGUUCCAUGGGAGCUUCCACAAGAUGCACAUCACCGUCUCCCCUGAGAAAGUCAAGCUGCACGUGGAUUGCAUGGAGGUGGCAGAGAAGCCCAUCAAGGAGGCCAACAACAUCACGGUGGAGGGCUACGAAGUGCUCGGCAAGAUGGUCAAGUCUGCCGGUUCAAAGAGGACUUCUGCACCGUUCCAGCUCCAGAUGUUCGAUAUUGUCUGCAGCUUGAGCUGGAUCAGCCGGGACAAAUGCUGCGAGCUGCCAGCCACGAGAGAUGAGGCAAAGUGUCCAUCCCUUCCCCACUCCUGUACCUGCACACAGGACAGCAUCGGCCCCCAGGGACCUCCUGGACCUUCGGGCGCACCAGGAUCUAAAGGACCUCGAGGAGAUACAGGAUCACCUGGCAACCCCGGUGGAAUGGGUCCACGUGGUGAACCAGGGCUCCCAGGCUCAUUAGGACCACCAGGUCCUCAAGGCCCUAAUGGACUUUCUCUGCCCGGACCACCUGGGAGCCCAGGACCAAAGGGAGAUCGCGGAGACCCAGGCAUUCCUGGCCUGCAAGGUCCUCCUGGGCCACGAGGUCCAUUGGGCCCUGUUGGACCAAGCGGAGCACGGGGGCCACCAGGAAAGGAGGGACAAGCUGGACCCAGAGGCCCAMCAGGGCCCAUGGGAAGCCCUGGAAAUCCUGGUGUACCCGGAAUUACCGGAAAACCAGGGAAACAAGGAGAUCCAGGAAACCAAGGACCGAUUGGCCCUAAAGGAGAAAAAGGAGAGAGGGGAGACUUUGCAUCCCAGAACAUGAUGCGUUCCAUUGCCAGACAAGUUUGUGAACAGCUUGUGAGCAGCCAGAUGAGCAGAAUUGACGUUAUGCUCAACCAGAUACCUUCCGGAUAUCGCAGCAACUCUCCAGGRCCACCCGGUCCUGCUGGUCCUCCUGGUGCCCAGGGAGCCCGAGGAGAGCCUGGCCAAACUGGGAGACCUGGCUUCCCCGGAAACCCUGGAUUACCUGGAAGUCARGGAGAAAGAGGUUUGCCAGGAGAUAAGGGAGAGAGAGGAUCUCCUGGAGAUGGUAUCAGAGGACAAAGAGGCCCACCCGGACCACCAGGACCAGCGGGAGAGUCAAGAAGUGGUCCCCCAGGUCCUUCUGGCUCCGCUGGGCCUCGUGGCCCUCCAGGUCGUCAGGGUACUCCAGGUGUACGAGGACCACCUGGACCCCCUGGAUACUGCGACUCCUCUCAGUGUGUUGGCAUUCCUUACAAUGGACAGGGAUACACAGACCCCCGCUACCAGCCUGAACCUAUACCUGUGGAGCCAGUUGGAGAGGUUGAGCCAAUACAAUCACGUGGUUACACAAGAGGCCAGCGAAGAAAGAGAUCACUACCACAAGACAAUACAGGGAGUCUAACAUCAUAGCUACAAUCAGAAACUCUCAGACAGAAUGCUAUUAAAAAAAUAAGAAUGUCGUAAACACUUGAGAUAUAAUCAGAACAAAACUAAUACUUAUAUGGGUUUGAUACCUCUGGCUCUAUUGAACAUUUAUAUAUAUAUUAUUUUUUUGACAUGAGAAAGUUUAGCAAGAUGAAUAGAAAGCUUUAUGUUACAAACCUGUGUGCUUGCUAAAUGUUUCCCUUCAGUGUCUGCUUGUAAAAUAACUGCAGGUGUUUCAGACUCCAGCUUGGAAAGCACCAAUCGUGUGAAAACCAGCAAAGCAUAACUAGUACAAUAUGUGUGGAGCUUAACUGCAACAAAACAAUGUUGUUUUUUCAUGUUCAUUUUCAAAAUCUGUUGUUCUGUUGGUUAAAGACCAAAAUAUUUGAAACUUUUUUUUUAAUUUUGCUGUUUUGUGCGGCCUGUAAGCAAUAYGGCAAUCUGACUGUAACAAAUCACAAUUUGUUUUUGUUUUUUGCUUUGUUGCCAAAAAGGUAAAGAUGCAUGAUUGUGUUGUAUAUUUACUGAGGUCAGAAUAUAGUUGUUGUUGUUUUCGGUCAAAGCAGUUUGGAUUCGGUGGCAAAACUAUUGAUAGGAUUGCUUUUCUCAUGUUUCAACUGCACAAUUUGUGAAUUACACACAGCCUUAUUUUCUUAUUUAUUUCUGAAAUGGAAGAGGCAUUUUUCAAUAAAACUACUGAAAAUGUU